Molecule: messenger RNA, 2464 nt
Organism: Centruroides sculpturatus (bark scorpion)
Lineage: Eukaryota; Metazoa; Arthropoda; Arachnida; Scorpiones; Buthidae
Product: protein sprouty homolog 2-like
Exons: 1
Coding region: 397-1242 (281 amino acids)
Biological process (GO): negative regulation of Ras protein signal transduction; multicellular organism development; negative regulation of MAP kinase activity
Cellular component (GO): cytosol; membrane
Source: RefSeq, a predicted model, not a curated record
CGAGGCAGCGACGUUUCUCGUUGGCCGAGACUGUUCCUAAGGAGUGGUGCGAUCGACGUUACACGGGAAAGAUAGUCGGCAGUUUCCUGUGCAGCUGCACAGUUCGUUGAGCAUGGGAUAGACGUUCUAAUACACAAGAGUGGCUAACUAUUCUUUGUGUGGAGUCGGCGUCCGGCAUUCUAGUCUCUAGGAGUACGCCAGUUACAAAGCGUGUGUACGAUCAUCGAUCGAGUCGGCGCGUCGUACACGAGGCCUAACUAGUCGCAAGGUAGACGUCGGUCAGGAGCUACGUCGAUGCCAUGACGACGACCGGCUCCGCUGGCAGAGUCUUCGACACGGUAGGUGACGCCGGCGGCGAGUGAUCGCGCGGCCGACGGAACGUGGAAAAGGCCCUCCAUGGCCCAACAUGGCGGAAGGCUCUCCGGAUGCAACGUGGAGACGGCGCAGGCGGUCGGCGGCGCCGGCGUCAUCAGCCUGCUGCAGCCGCGGCCGGGCAUGGCCAGGAGACAGAACGACUACAUCGAGACGCCCCUCAGGCCGCACUCGCGCUGCAAACGGCAGCGGGCCGAGUGGCCCGCCGCCAAGGAUUCGGACGAUUCCGGCUCGGCCUCCGACGGUUCGGCCACCGCCUUGAACGCGUCGGGCCCGCUCCGACCCAACGCUCCGGCGCGCGCCAAACAGGCGCUGUUCGGCGGCGGCGGCGGGCCGCCCGUCACCAGCCAGCCCUCUGCGGCCGGCCCGCACGAGGAGAAGGCGCCGCCUUCGGCCCGAUUGCCCGAACCCGGCAUCCACCGGGACUCCAUCAUCUGCCGACAGUGCGGACGCUGCAAGUGCGAAUCGUGUCGGAGCCCGAAGAGGUUACCCGCCAAGUGGAUCUGCAACGACAAGUACCUGUGUUCGGCCGACAACUGCAUCGACUACUGUUCGUGUCUGUGUUGCGUCAAGGGCCUGUUCUAUCACCUGGCCAAAGACUACGAAACGGAUAACGAAGCCUCGUGCGCCGAUCGGCCCUGUUCCUGCGUACCUCACGAGAGGUGCCCGCGUUGGAGCUGCCUGGCUUUGGCCUCGCUCUUUCUGCCUUGUCUGUGUUGUUACUGGCCUCUGAGGGGUUGCCUCAAGACCACCGAAACUUGCUACGCGGCCUAUUCGGGCCGCGGGUGUCGAUGUUCGCCCGGAAGGACGGUGCCACCCAUCGAAAAGAUACCGGAGAAACUUCUCUUGGACACAAACUCCGACUGUUAACCGUGCCAUCAACGUUCGCGGGAUGAAACGUCGGGGGAACGGGGGAAUUUCCCUCCCCCACCGGGUAGGUACGGACGCGAAAUUGUACAGAAGCAGUUUACGUGCGGAAGGAGAAACGCGACCGGCCCGCCACCGUGUAUAUAAUUCUGAGCAAAAGAACAUUAAAAAAUAAAUAAUGUCGGGCCGGACGCCCCCUCGUCAAUUUUGUUCCUAAAAUGGGUUUUCGGUGGAUUCGCACGUCGUGGAAAAGUUGCAGGUUUUUACGCGGACGGACGAGUGUAGUAGAAAGGAGGAUGUCGAACCCGACCGGAUGUAACGCGUCCUACCACCAUUAUUAACAGGACGUGUCGUCUUUUUAACUAAUUUAUUAAUAGUAAAACAACGAUUAGACCUAUUACGAAUAGGAACUAUCGCGUACGCGCGUAUAUUUUUUUCAUCGAACGUCUUUUAGAUAGACAUUUUCGAUGAACGUUGCCUCCGCUUAACUUUCGAGAUAUGUCUUAUCCUUCUAAAAGUCGUGUUUGUUCCAAGGUCUAAGAUAGCGCCCGACGAUAGCGGGAGGUAAAAAUCCAAUAUUAUUAUUAUUAUUAUUUUUAUUUGUAUUUUUUAACUCUCGUAUAUAAAUUGCGCUCUAGUCCCGACUACAAUUAGAUUUUCUCUUAUAUAUAUAUAUAUAUAUAAGUAUAUGCGUUAAUCGGACCGAAAAGAAUCCGCAACGGGGGAGGGACGUGGCGAAAACUGUCACUGGGACGAGCGGUCUUGCCGCCUUUACACACGAUGUGAUUGAUAUACGAUUGUCGAACCCUCUCUCGCAUAAACGGAUGCGAACUGUUGUAAAGUUACGUUAACGGAGGACGAAAAACUUACCAUUUUGGAGUUGGAUAGAAUACCCGUGACCCCGACGACCCGCGUAGAAAAAAAUAUAAAAGAUUUAUAUAUGUGGACCGGCCGAAAUUUCCACGGGCCUACGUAUUCUGUAAAUAUGAAAAUAAUUCAAAAAAAAAAGAAAAGAUAACUCUACGGCCGGUAUUUUUAUCAUUAAAACAAAAAACAAAAAAAAAGAUAUUUAUUUUGUCUCGAUCGGCUGCGAGUUUCUAUAUUUGAAGAGAAAAAUAUGUUAUAUAUUUAUUUUCGAGAGGUACAAAAAGAAAAAAGAAAAAAAAAGAAUUAAAAAAUGCUUCGACGAACCGAAUUUUGUCAAUAAAGAUUACUUGUAGUCUUU